Messenger RNA from Malaya genurostris, 1905 nucleotides. Its product is annotated as solute carrier family 23 member 2-like. Gene Ontology annotation, biological process: transmembrane transport. The record is from RefSeq and is a predicted model, not a curated record. NCBI's taxonomy places the organism in Eukaryota, Metazoa, Arthropoda, Insecta, Diptera, Culicidae. The coding region runs from base 168 to 1844 and encodes 558 amino acids. Gene Ontology annotation, molecular function: transmembrane transporter activity. The transcript has 4 exons. Gene Ontology annotation, cellular component: membrane.
GUUUUUGUGUCAUUUCUGAUAAAAAAAAUCGCUGGAGUGAACUAAUUGGCGACUUCAGUUGAUCAUGAGAUUUGUACGGGCUCACUUAUAGUGAUAUAGUCGAAAAACCGGAAUAAUUAUUUCGAUUGAAUCUUAUCAAUUUACCUGAUAUAUCAUUAACAGAAUCAAUGAGCGUAGUAGAUGUCAAUGCCAUGCAAGUGGAAAAAGAAACACAAAAACAUGGUUCAAACAUCAAUUAUGGUAUUGACGAUACACCACCAUGGUACUUAUGCUUGUUCAUGGCUCUGCAGCAUUAUCUGACAAUGAUUGGAGCAAUCGUAUCCAUCCCAUUUAUAUUAACACCGGCACUUUGCAUGGAAGACAAGGAUCCAGCGAGAGGGAUAAUUAUAUCAACGAUGAUAUUCGUCACCGGUCUGGUGACAUAUAUUCAAGUGACUUGGGGAUGUCGACUACCAAUUGUCCAGGGAGGCACAAUAUCCUUUCUAGUGCCAACUCUAGCUAUACUGAAUCUUCCACAAUGGAAAUGCCCUAGUGAGGAUAUUAUAGGAGCAAUGGAUUCAGCAGAAAAAACAGAACUAUGGCAAACGAGGAUGCGAGAAUUGUCAGGAGCGAUAGUGGUGUCCGCUAUCUUCCAGGUCUUCAUUGGAUAUACCGGGUUAGUCGGUAAACUUCUGAAAAUUAUAACACCGCUCACAAUUGUGCCUACAGUAUCCUUAGUGGGUCUAACAUUAUUCUCGCACGCCAGUGAAACUGCAUCAAAGCAUUGGGGAAUAGCUAUAGGAACCAUUUUUCUAAUGACAUUUUUUUCUCAAGUAAUAACAAAUAUUCAAGUUCCGAUUAUCAAAUAUCGAAAAAGAUUCGGAAUAAAAAUAGGGUGGUUCCCACUAUUUAAGCUUUUUCCUGUGUUACUUACAAUUACAAUUAUGUGGACUCUUUGUUUCGUGUUAACAGCUUUCAACGUUUUCCCAGAAAGUCAUCCGGCUCGCACGGACGUACGAAUUAAAGUAUUAGAAGAUGCAGCGUGGUUCCGCGUACCAUAUCCGGGACAGUUUGGAACACCAACUGUCACAUUGGCUGGUGUAUUGGGAAUGCUGGCCGGAGUUUUAGCAUGUACAGUAGAAUCGAUCAGCUACUAUCCAACUGUUUCCCAAAUGUGCAAUGCUCCUCCACCUCCUCUUCAUGCUAUUAAUCGAGGAAUUGGUACAGAAGGCCUUGGAACCAUACUUGCUGGAUUUUGGGGAUCAGGAAAUGGUACUAAUACAUUCGGUGAAAAUGUUGGUGCUAUUGGUGUUACGAAAGUUGGAAGUCGACGAGUUAUUCAAUGGGCUGCACUAAUCAUGAUACUACAGGGAGUAAUAAAUAAAUUGGGAGCUGUCUUCAUAAUGAUACCAGAUCCGGUAGUUGGCGGUAUAUUUUGUGUUAUGUUCGGAAUGAUAGCGGCUUUUGGUCUCUCCACCUUGCAAUAUGUUGAUCUUCGAUCUGCACGAAAUUUAUAUAUCCUAGGUUUGUCCAUUUUCUUCCCUCUGGUACUAUGCUUAUGGCUUAAGGAUCAUCCAGAUUUUAUACAAACUGGAAACGAAACAUUAGACUCAACUUUAACCGUCCUACUUAGCACAAGUAUUCUUGUCGGAGGAAGUCUUGGUUGUAUUCUAGAUAAUCUUAUCCCAGGAACUGCUGAGGAGCGUGGUUUAUUAGCGUGGAGCAAAGAAAUGGUAAUAGAAAAUACAAACGAGGAUAUAGUCAUCAGCUCUACGUUCGACUUUCCUUAUGGCAUGCAAACACUAAGAAGGUGGAAGUGGACAAGACAUAUUCCAUUUUUACCAACAUAUAAAAUGAAGCUAUAAUCUUUUGUCAGAUUUAUUGUAGAAACAUGUACGAAAAUAUAGUAUUGGAAUAUAGUAUUGU